CACAACAGCAAGCAACAACCGAAAUUCAUAAAAGUCCAGGAUUUGUCUAUAUCUUUAUUAAAUUUGGCAAAAAAUGGAUACUGGGAAUGCAUCAUAUCCUCCUUUAGGAAUGAGCUCUGUGACAUCGCAAAUCGCACCAAUUCGAGACGUGUGGGCAACGAAUCUGGAACAAGAAAUGACUUUGAUCAUGAACUUGGUUUCGCGUUACCCGGUAAUCUCUAUGGAUACAGAGUUUCCAGGCGUUGUGGCCCGACCUUUAGGAAUUUUCAAGAGUAGCGGUGAUUAUCAUUACCAAACGUUACGAGCAAAUGUAGACACUUUAAAAAUCAUUCAAAUCGGAUUGGCCAUGAGCGACGAGGAUGGAAAUGUUCCUCCUGAAGCAUUCACUUGGCAGUUCAACUUUCGAUUUAAUAUUCAAGAAGAUAUGUACGCUCCAGAAAGUAUUGAACUUCUUACGAAAAGCGGAAUUGAUUUUAAAAAGCACCAAGAGGCAGGAAUUGAACCUGCUGACUUCGCUGAACUACUUAUUGGAAGCGGUCUUGUCCUUCAGGAAGAUAUCACUUGGGUUACCUUUCACAGUGGGUACGACUUUGCAUAUUUGUUGAAAGCCAUGACUCAGCUGUCUUUACCCAGUGAGUACGAAGAGUUCUACAAAAUAUUAUGUAUUUACUUCCCUAAAACAUAUGAUAUAAAAUAUAUUAUGAAGUCGCUUCUCAAUAAUUCAAAGGGUCUUCAGGAUAUUGCUGAUGACUUGCAAAUCAACCGUAUAGGUCCUCAGCACCAGGCUGGCAGUGAUGCUUUACUUACCUCUAGAAUUUUCUUUGAGAUUCGAUCUCGGUAUUUUGACGGCAAUAUCGACAGUCGGAUGCAGAAUCAACUCUAUGGUUUAGGCUCUUCUGGUAGUUCUUUGUGGAUGAAUACCCCAAAGCCUCAGUUCCGUGAUUUGCCAGGUGCCCAGCCUAGUCCUAAACCCACUACUCCAAAUAUCUCUUCUACCUUUGCCAAUCCACCUGCUUCCGUUUCUCUCAGCAAUUCUAAUUUCCGCUUCCCUCCUCGAGUCAUUUAGAAUUCCGCUUCUUCUUUAUCAACUUAUUAUUUUAUCCUUCAACCCAUGAGCUAUUUAAUUCUUUUGCUUUUUUUUGAACUUUAAAAAGUACAUUGUAUAGCGUUCCGUGUUCAUGCUUUCUAUUCCCUACCUUCUAUUUUCGUCCUUAUCUAUUUUUUCCCCAUACAACCUUACCGUUUCGCACUCCUUCUAUAUCCCUUUACCCGUCUCAAGUUUGGCUUUCUUGUCCCACUCCUUUUUCCCUCUUUGUUUACCGCGUGAUACUUUGUAGAUUAGGACAUAGAUCGUUUAUCUUUUGUGAAUAUGAAAGGAGCAAGUGGUGCUCUACUUUGAAAAGCAUAUUCUAUGAAGUAAUUUUGUUUAAUAUCUGCUACUAAUAUAAUCCUUAUGGAUUGACGUGUCCAAAUAGACCUUGGCAAUAUAUUCUUUUACCACAAUCAA
Messenger RNA from Schizosaccharomyces octosporus yFS286, 1507 nucleotides. Its product is annotated as CCR4-Not complex CAF1 family ribonuclease subunit Caf1. Gene Ontology annotation, molecular function: poly(A)-specific ribonuclease activity; nucleic acid binding. The transcript has a single exon. Bases 74 to 1066 code for a protein of 330 amino acids. The record is from RefSeq and is a predicted model, not a curated record. Lineage: Eukaryota; Fungi; Ascomycota; Schizosaccharomycetes; Schizosaccharomycetales; Schizosaccharomycetaceae. Gene Ontology annotation, cellular component: P-body; CCR4-NOT complex; CCR4-NOT core complex.